AUUCUUCGUAUGUUUCUUCCAGAAUCCGAUAACGAAAGCGCACCGUCGCCGGUAAAAUCGCAGCCCAAGGUACCGUAUUGCAAGACCUACGAGCAGAUGAGACUUGAAGAGAUCCAGGCGGAGAGCGCGGCUUAUUACUCGUAUGAAGCCGGUAACGACGAUGGACUUUAUCAGAGACAAAUGGGCAAAUCCAAGACGGCUGGAUCUACUAGGUGGAUCAGCCCAUCGAGAGUCAAGAAAGACGAACCGGCAAAGGAAUUGAGCUUCAAGGUGUUGAGCCUGGAAGAGAUUCGACAACGAAAGAAGGAGAAGGAGCUUCAAGCCGUUCAAGCACUGACGGAUCCAACGUCCGUCUCGGAGCCUUCUCUAUCGCCGAAGGCUGAGGCGAAGGGGAUAAAAAGGCGCUCGAUCGAUGAGCAAUGCGAUAAAGAGAGCGUCAGUCCGACGAAGAAGUGCAAGGUCAGCUCCGAGUUCGUUGGGGGUAGCGAACCCGUUGUCAAGGUGCGACCGGUGAAACUGCGAAGGUCCCUGAAGAGCGCUUCGAAGGAAACCGAAAUGCAACCAUGUGGAGACGCGACCGUGAACGAAGAUGGGGCGACGGACAGUCGGGACGACCAGACCUUUUGUCGUAAGAUGCGAGAAAGCCCCGGCGAUGAGACGUCCUGCCGCGAGAGGCUAGAGAGCCAUGCCGACGAGUCGGUUAACGCGAACAGGAGGGUCGAUGUGGAGAUCAGGCUGUGCGACAGCAGCACGAACGAAGAGAAAACUCAGACGCAACCGGAACAAACGGUGGAAGACAGGAAGUCGGUUGCCACGUACACGACAGAUGAUAUCAUGAACACCGCUUUAUUGGACGUCACUCAGCCAUAUACGCAAACCGACGAGGAGUACCUGAGGCUGGAUACAUCGUCCGACGAUAUUAUGCGGGAUAUCGAGGAUUUGCUCAAAAGAAAUCCAGGGUUAAACGCGCCGGCAGAUCGCAAUGGAUGAUUUUAGUGAGGAUUUAGAGAAUACAACAUGUCUUCGAGUGUAAAUUAAUUAUUAAGUUGAAAUAAAUAUACAAUUGUUACAUUUGCAAGGUAAAA
Messenger RNA from Temnothorax curvispinosus, 1085 nucleotides. RefSeq lists its product as uncharacterized. NCBI's taxonomy places the organism in Eukaryota, Metazoa, Arthropoda, Insecta, Hymenoptera, Formicidae. The transcript has 2 exons. The annotation marks the transcript as partial. The record is from RefSeq and is a predicted model, not a curated record.